GACGGUUUAUAAAGUGAGGUCGUUGUUCCGGGGACGACACUCUUAGAACUGAACGAAACUCCUGAACGUGAACUAUUUGUGUUAAAGGUGGUUUACGGUUAUUAAAGAUCAUGAUUUUCAUUUUAAUAACGGUGAGUUUAUUGGCGAGUGUUUGUAACAGUCGACCUCAAGGUCGAACGCAGAACGCCGACCCAAGACCGUUAACUUAUGGUUCACCAUACGGAUUAGAUUUGCAGUACGAUUUUAGCCUUUUGGAUCCUCAAUUACAAUAUCCAGGAUAUCCAACACAACCCAGACUUCAACCUCAAGUCAUUUAUUACACCGGGGGAGCUCCAGGUCAACCUUUUCUAUUACAACCAGCGGGACAUCCCGGAAAUUUCUUAAUACCUCAACCCCAACCAGGAUUUGUUUUAAGAGAUUCACCUCAACCCAACCCCGUUUUCGUUCAAGGACAACCAAAACCAUUUGUUCCACCAAUUAAUAAAGAUGCAGAAGAAAUUCCAACUGGUCCAAGUUUAACAGCUCAAGGCGUUCAAGGUAAAACACCGGAGAAACUAGAAAGUUUUGGUGAAGGUCCUGAGUUUUCUUCUGGUGAAGCGGAAGUUUUAGCUGCAGCGGAUCGAACACAAAAUUUAAAACCAGGGCAACGCUUCUUUAUUUUAAAUGGUCAACCAUUAUUCUCAAAUUAUCCCCUUCCGCAAUUUUCAAACAGCCCUUAUCAACCAACUCCAGAACGAUACGGGCAAGACUUGUAUUAUAAACAAUCACCUUCAUUCCCACAAGAUGAUUUCAUCAAACCUUAUCAAGGGGAAACACCAAGACCGCGCCCCGCUCUAGAUGUUAGGUUCAAUGAGUUAGAUUUUAAUCAAAACUUUUUUGGGUUACACCAAAAAAAUGCAAAUAAUAAAGUUAACGAUAAAGUUUCGUUUAAAUUAAGACCAAUUAAAGUCCCGGAUGAAGAAAAUUCUUCUGAAGAGAUUUAUGGAGGAAAAGAUUUAGGAAAAUUCGACUCGUACAAAGACGAUUUGAGAUUAAAAGCUACUGAAAAGUCUCGAAAAGACGCUGUUAAAGAAGAAAGUAUAUCCCAAGCUGAACCCGGUGCAAUUGCUUUAGCAGGACCAGGUGGUGUUGCUUCUGCAGCUCCGAGAGGUACUGCUUUAUCAGGAACCAAAGGACUUUCCGUAUCCAGCCCAAAAGCAACUGCCAUUGCAGGUCCUGCAAAAGAAAAAGAACAAAAACCUUCAAAAAUUAAAAAAGAAAAGCAAUGAGUUUAUAAAAGUAGUUCUGUUUUUGUGAUUUUAGAUUUAGUUUAAAAAUUAUUUUUAGGUGAACUUA
This is a messenger RNA of Onthophagus taurus, 1335 nucleotides long. RefSeq lists its product as uncharacterized. NCBI's taxonomy places the organism in Eukaryota, Metazoa, Arthropoda, Insecta, Coleoptera, Scarabaeidae. The record is from RefSeq and is a predicted model, not a curated record.